Messenger RNA from Seminavis robusta, 4592 nucleotides. The record is from the annotation of a GenBank genome assembly. NCBI's taxonomy places the organism in Eukaryota, Bacillariophyta, Bacillariophyceae, Naviculales, Naviculaceae.
UGGUACAGCUGUACAACGAAGACAAUAAUAGCCAACCAAGAAUCAAGGCUACAACUCAUUUUUCUAGUUUCGCCGUUGUGGUCUUUUCUUCCAGACAAAUCGAUCCAAGCCAUGGUAUCACCAAAACCGCAAAAGAGAUCUCCUUCUAGUGCUAGCAAUUCCAGUUCUAGUAAGAAGGCCAAGAAAAAGAUGGCAACAGCAGUGGAGAAUGAUGAGAAAGAGGCUCCUCAGCCAGUCUCCUCUGAUGAUGAUAAUGAUACUCAAGAUGAAUGGGAAGUGGGUAUCCCCAAGGCUGACACUCCUACCAACAAAAUGGUCCUAACCAAGAAAUCUACAUGUACUGACAAUGAGUCCAAAGCAGAAAUGUCCCGCUUAUUCGCUCCCUAUCGAACUGUAGGGAUUGUCUCCAGUGGAACACCCUUUUAUCUCAUGCCACACCAAAACUCCGCUUCGGCAAUGCUAUGUCUUCCCAUUGGAGAACGAUUCCAUAUUCUACAAUGCGACAAGUUGCAGCCGGUUCUGGUCAGUCAAAAAGUACCUGCAAUACACAACAACUCCCACAACAAAAAGAAGAAAACACAAAAACCACAGCAUAUUGCGCACAUGGUAUCGGAUGCCACUCUCAGUAUCAGUGCCGUCGCACAUGGACCCAAGCAACAUGCACAACUCAUCACACUCUACAGUCGAACAAGACCGUUACAGACUCUACCUGUACAGCACCAACAAACUUGGAACAUUGUAGAUCUACUGCACUUGGGACGGACCAAAGUGCCCAUGAAGGGAGAAAAAGAGGGGAAAAUGGAAAAUGCCGCCAUUAUUGCAGCCAUUCUCAGCAGGCAUCACACCACCAAUAGCAAUAACAACAACAACCCUAACCAGGAUCAAGGUGUGGAUGUUGUGGGAGACAGCAGUGAUGAUGAUAGUGACAGCAGUGAAGGAGACAGUGACAGCCAAUCAUCGAAUGAUACAUCCUCUCCCAACUGUCACUGUCAGGUUGUCAUUUAUUUUGCCACAAGAGAUUCUUUGAAACUACACAAACGAAUUUCUCUCACCACCCAACCAGACUUUGUACCACAAGUGGCCAUGCAUCCUUCCACCUACGUCAACAAAAUUGUCAUGGGAGGAUACACCAUUGGCAAUGAUGACGAUAAUCAACGGGCACCCGCUUUAUCCCUGCUCAAUAUUCGAAGUGGCAAGGUCGUCCAUGUCUUUAAAUGCAUUGGAAAAUCCAAAAAACUAACUGCCGUGAAACGCAAGGAUACUACCGUGACUACACUGGAACAGUCACCGGCCGUGGAUACAGUGGCGGUGGGAACCGAUGGAGGCAAAGUCCACUUGAUCAAUCUGAGACACGAUAAAACACUCUUUACUCUCAUGCACAAGCCUCGGGAUGGAUCCAGCAAACCGGUGAGCAUCACUUCCAUUUCGUUUCGGACGGAUGGAUCCGCCAUGAAUUAUGGGAUUGCACCCAUGGCGGUGGGACGAUCCGAUGGUUCCAUUACCGUUUGGAAUCUCAAUCCGCCCGAUGACGAAGAUGAUGAGGACGACGAAAGAAGCAACAGCAAAAAGGAACGAACUAUCCUUACCGAAAUGUAUAACGUUCAUCUGGGAGGCAUAUCCAAACUCAUGUUCUUGCCGCAAGAACCUUUGCUGGUUUCCAUCGGCAAGCACUCCAACUCGGUCCUGAUGCACAUUUUUGACAAUCCGGAUCAUUCCGGGAGGAUUCUGCGACAACGAAAGGGACACACGGCAGCACCCGCCAAAAUAGAAUACUUGCAUCCCGGAGCGGCAGCGGGGGGAGGAAUCAUGGUCAACAUGUCCGAUGGUACCGAUGCGUCCGCCUGCCAAAUCUUGUCCUCGGGAUCUACCGACAGAACGCUCCGAGUGUUUUCCACCGCCAGGACCGUCUUGGAUAAAGAGUACAGUCAGGGAAAAGGUUUGGAGAAGAGAGCCAAGAAAUUAGGAAUGGAUUCCACCGCCGAAUUAUUGUUGCCACGCCUGACGGGCAUGGCCAUGAGCGAGGCUCGAUCUCGAGACUGGGGUGACCUCGUCACGAUUCACGAGCAGCAUUCCAUUGCAUAUGUGUGGAGCACCAAACGAGGCGCACAAUGGGGACCUGUCUUGCGACAAACAGAUUGGAAUGUUAGUGCCAUGAAGGCUCCUCCCCCACCGUCCACUCAUGCCGUGUCUAUAGCCAUGUCGGCUUGUGGAAACUUUGCCGUGGUGGGGACCAAAGGUGGCGUCAUUUACAAAUACAAUGUCCAGAGUGGAAACCCUCGGGGCUCGUAUCCUCGGGAUGCCGGAGAAGGCGACGAUGGCGAUGGAUUCAAACGCAAACGUUUGCAACCUGGUGAUGUCAAGCGGACCAUGAAAUCGCUCGAGAAAAAAAUGAAAAUCAGCAAUCGUGCUUCUAAUCUUGACAAGCGUGAUCAGGAUGCGGUGCAAGAAGCCCUAGUGGAACAACGACGGCAGGCGAAGCUCAAGCUGGCCUGCCACAGUGGCUACGCUGUAGCUGGGCUUGCCGUGGACUCAACAAACAAGACAAUGAUAUCAGUUGGCGCAGACGCCAAGUUGAUUCUGUGGAAUUUUGCAACGCAUGCUCCCCACAAAAAGAGUCCUUACCAGCUUCCCAGUCCAGCCACUCUACUUUGUCACGUUCGAGAUUCUGAUCUGGCGGCAAUCGCUCUCGAAGAUUUCUCGACGCUCUUGUUCGAUUGUACGACUCUUUCCAUUGUGCGCCGAUUCGGAGGCGGCAGCACCGCAGAGCUAUCUCGACAUUCUGGGCCGAUUUCCGACAUUGGUUUUAGCCCCGACGGACGAACUCUAUACACCGGAUCAUUGGACGGAACCGUCCGAGUGUGGGAUGUCCCAACAAACACCUGCAUAGAUUGGCUUGGUUUUGAGACACCGCCAACGUCCCUCACAGUGAGCCCCACUGGUGAAUUUUUAGCGACAUCCCAUAUGGGCAAGCUAGGCUUGAGUAUUUGGAGUGAUAGGAGUUUUUAUCAGACCGUCAACGUCAAUGGAGCCAAAGAGUUGGAGGAGCCAUUUCGUAUGGACGAACCCAAACCAAUCGCUGAAGUUUGGGAACAGAGCGACGAUCCGGUCGAAAAGGCUGAACUGCCGAAAUUGCUGAAGGCUCUCGCCGAGAAAGACGGUGACAACGAAGCUGAAGAGAGCCCCGAUGACAAGCUCCCUGCUCCAGCAAAGCAGAAGGGCCUAGUCACACUCAGCAAUCUACCUCCGGCGCACUGGAAGAACUUGUUUCACUUGGAACUCAUUAAGGAACGCAACAAGCCCAAGGAAGCACCCAAGAAGCCUCCAUCAGCUCCGUUUUUCCUUCAAUGGAGAGGAGGCGACUCCGUGGGUCCAAAGCCUGCAGAAAGUACUGAAGAGGAGGCAAAAGAAACUCCAAACGAUGAAGAUGAAUGGAAGGCUGCUUGGUCGGACGACGAUGACGAAGGCGCGCCGGCUUUUGAUGAGUCCAUGGCCGAUGUUGAGGAAACUGACGGUCAAGACGCAAAAGGCGACAACGCCCAAAUUUCUUCUAGUAGCAAGAAACGAGAGCUGGAGAAAGCCGCUGGAAGCAAAAUUCUCUCUUCAUCCAACAAGAAGAGAAUCAAGAUUAGUCACCACAGAUCGCACCUGGCAACCUUGCUUCAUAGUUGCAGUGAGAAAGCAUCAGAAGACGAAGCAAGGCGAUUCCAGGAAGUCACGGAUCACAUUGCCACACUCGGCCCAUCGGCAAUUGACGUUGCCUUGUCGAGCCUUUGCAACGGAAUGCACGACCUUGAGGAAGGGCUUCCCCUGCUCCGAAUGGCCUGCAUGUGGCUGAUUGAAGCCUGCGAAUCUCGUGAACGAUACGAAGCUGUGAAUGCCUACCUACAUCGGUUCCUGCAUCUGCACGCUUCUGUGAUUGCAGGGAUUGAAGAAUCAUGGACACCACCACCUUUAGACAACAAAGACGCGUCGGACGAGCGGGAGCGACAAGGAGAGGGACGAAGAGAACUCAUCCAGCUGCUCUCCGAGCUCCGCAGGGUCCAGCAAUCCGCAUUGGAGGUGCUCAAUGGCCAAGUGCAAAACACUCUUUGUCUGUUACGACACUUCUCUCGUAUGGUAUAGAGAUACUAAAUCUGUAACAUAGCCUUGAUAAUGCCAAUAUCCAUACCAUGAAGACGGGAAGCGUAGGCUAUGUGCAAUUGUUGUCUAUACCGUUAUGUAUGUUUAUGGUUUUGUAUGGUUCUGUAAGCAAGCCAGGAUGGGAUGUAUACUGUUGGUAUCCUCUACUUGGUCAAAAUUUCCCUGAUGCAAGCUUAUAUACUGAUGGUGUCCUCUAGACUACUUGGACAAGAUUUCUCGAAUAGGGGCUGGUAGUUUGUUGUUGUCAACCCCCUCGACAUCUUGUAGCAGUCGACACCAGAGUCGUGGUGUCAAGAGGAACUCUUGCCAGCUGAACGGUUCAGCUCCAAUGAAUGGAAAGAAGUCAGCAACGGGAUCUUUUGGUGGUGGGUUGGCGCCUCGUUUUUCGUAAAGGUAUUGUGACAAGAAGUGUACCUGUCUCAAUCCGACGAUGAUGUUGAAAGGAAAGAAGA